AAAAAGGAAGAAUCCAGCUUCACACCGGAAGAUGCGGUUCUGGCAUCUGUUGGCAUCGUGAAGUGUAGCCCCGAGUGCGGGCUGCUGGUGUCAGAGAGCAUGCUUCUGGCUCUGGAGGAGCUGAUCCAAGCAUGCUGUGCGGAAGAUGAAGGCGUCCCGGUGGUUCUGGUGUGUGGCCCAAAAAACACUGGGAAAUCGACAUUUAAUAGAUACCUAAUUAAUCUGUUACUGAAUCGCCUUCCCUCGGUUGAAUAUAUGGAAUGUGACAUAGGUCAAACUGAAUUUACGCCGCCUGGAUGCGUGUCUUUAAGUAAUGUAACAGAGCCAAUUCUUGGUCCACCAUUCACGCAUCAACAAACGCCACAUAAGAUGGUGUAUUAUGGACAGACGAGUUGUGAGCAGGACACAGAAAGAUACCUUGAUGUCGUGAAGUACGUGUUCAGCUCCUACAAGAAGGAAGUGCCUUUAGUCAUCAACACCAUGGGCUGGGUGAAAGGUGAGGGGUUGCUGCUUCUGAUUGAUAUCAUUCGGCUGUUGUCGCCCAGUCACAUUGUCCAGAUGGAUGUGUACGACUGGAAGGCCAUGGCUCCGCUCACCCCCGAGUGCGUUCAUCUCACUCCUGGCCUGUACACUAAAGGCAAACCACCAGCCAAAUGCAAGCAGAUGGGUACGAGUGGAGCGGAGAACUGGAAGCCCUCUGAAGGGGAGGGAGAUGCAGCAGCUCCUGAGUAUAAGUUGCUGUACGUCCAUCCAGAAUUCCCUCGAGCAGGGGUUGCAGGUGAAGCGCGAGUACAUAGCGGCAUCUUGCGUGACAUGUCCAUACUGGGUUACCUGGGUCAGCUGCAGUCCCCAGACAUAGGGGCGGUGCUUCCGCUCCACAGUCUUGUGCCGUACCAGGUACCUUUCAGUGCUGUUGCGCUCAAGGUUAUUCACACCGAUGUUGCCCCUACCAACAUAAUGUAUGCUGUGAACGCCAGCUGGGUUGGGCUCUGCAGGAUACCAGACGAAAUCAGAUGCCAAACUGACGGGCCAGUCUUGCUGACACAGACACCGGUCUGUGAUUGCCUUGGCUUUGGAAUUGUCCGGGGGGUUGAGAUGGAGAAGAAGCUUUACCAUGUUCUGACGCCGGUGCCUCCAGAGAACCUGAGACUAGUGAAUUGUCUGCUCCUUGGAAAUAUUGCUAUCCCAAACUGUGUUCUUGUGGGCCAGCAAGGAGUUGAGGGAGAGAUCCCCUAUGUGACAUCUGAUUAUAACUACAGCAUCUUGGGGUCUGGGAAGCUGAAAAAGAAGAAACAUUUCAAGAGGAGGGAGUACACGUUCGAGUGCGAUUAUGCGUAAAGCCUUGGGGACCACGGGAUUUGUGUUGUAUGGAGACUGGUGAGAGCCAGGUGUGGUCACAGAAGCCCUGGGUGCUGCAGAGCUUUCAGAGACCCUGGGCAGGUAUCCGGUGUACAUACUACAGCAUGUC
Messenger RNA from Phaethon lepturus (White-tailed tropicbird), 1468 nucleotides. RefSeq names its product nucleolar protein 9 (gene NOL9). The annotation marks the transcript as partial. Gene Ontology annotation, biological process: cleavage in ITS2 between 5.8S rRNA and LSU-rRNA of tricistronic rRNA transcript (SSU-rRNA, 5.8S rRNA, LSU-rRNA). The record is from RefSeq and is a predicted model, not a curated record. Gene Ontology annotation, cellular component: nucleus. Gene Ontology annotation, molecular function: polynucleotide 5'-hydroxyl-kinase activity. The transcript has 9 exons. NCBI's taxonomy places the organism in Eukaryota, Metazoa, Chordata, Aves, Phaethontiformes, Phaethontidae.